AUGAGGUUGUCGUUCACGACCGUGUGCGCGUUUCGCUUUCGGCAGUUCUUAGGCCAUUCCAAAACAGCCGUGUGUUGUAGGCGGUUUUCUGCGAUGGGCGAAGAAGAUUCGCCUUUAUCUAAUGGUUUCGACGUAUACGAGCCGCCCUCGAAACGUGAGCGACGCGCAAAAAAGAAGUUUGCAUUCCUGUUAUCGUAUGACGGGCGUGGCUAUUAUGGAAUGCAGAAGAACCCCGGAACACCUACGAUUGAGGAAGAAUUGCUGAAAGCGUUGUUGAAGUCAGAGUAUAUUGACGAAGAUUCUUUUCGAACGCCGCAGAAUGCUUGGUUUCAGCGAGCAGCGCGAACGGAUAAAGGCGUCUCCGCUGUUCGGCAAGUCGUUUCACUUAGAAUGGAUCCAGAGGAAGGAGCCGGAGCCGUGGAGAAACUGAACGCGAUUCUCCCAGCAGCUAUUCGUGUGAUGGGAAUGCGAAGAGUGACGCGUGGCUUCAAUCCGAAAACCAAGUGCGAUGCGAGAACUUACUCCUAUUUACUUCCCACGUUUGCUCUCUGCCAUGUCGAGGAAGAUCCUCUGACAGAGACGAAUCGACCUCCGCGGGAAGCGAUUGAGCAAUUCGACUCACUCCUCAAACGCUUCAUUGGAACGAAGAAAUUCCACAAUUUUACUGCCCGACGUGAAAUGGAUUGUCCGAGUAACUCGAGGUACAUUAUGGAUUUUGAAUGCGGUAAACCGUACGAAAAACACGGUAUGGAGUGGCUUCUAGUUACGAUCAAAGGCCAAAGUUUCAUGCUACACCAAAUCAGGAAGAUGAUUGGUUUAUGUAUCGCUGUUGUUCGUGGUUUCGCAUCAGAAUCUGUAUUCGAAAAAGUCUUUCAACCUGAUCGGGUUGAUGUCCCCAUGGCUCCUGGCCUCGGCCUAAUGCUUGAAAAGGUGCACUACCAAUACUACAAUGAAAGAUAUGGUGCUGAUGGUAUGCAUGAUAAUCUCGAUUGGGCUGACGAAGAAGAAAAAGUUCUGAAAUUUCGAGAAGACGUCAUUUACAAUGCGAUAUAUGAAACGGAAAUGAAGGAGAAAUCAAUGUUGAAUUGGUUGGCAACGCUUCCUUUACAUAGCUACGACGUGCGCGAAAGCGGUCCUCCAAAUUCGCAGACCGCAGUAAGAACUGGAGUCGGAAGAGCUUUAGUUAGCGUGGAACUGGCAGUGAAAGCAAAAAAAUCCGAACAAGACGGAAAUGAACUACCGAAAAUCGCAGUUGCCGAGUAAUCGGUGCCAUGCGCUCAACGGCACGCAUAUCCAGUUUUUUCUUUUCUGGUGAAGUUUUGAGUUGGAUUAAAUCAUGUGGGAAAUGCCAUCCUGUCUGAAUAA
Notodromas monacha is the source of this 1365-nucleotide messenger RNA. The record is from the annotation of a GenBank genome assembly. Lineage: Eukaryota; Metazoa; Arthropoda; Ostracoda; Podocopida; Cyprididae.